Molecule: messenger RNA, 11556 nt
Organism: Leptopilina boulardi
Lineage: Eukaryota; Metazoa; Arthropoda; Insecta; Hymenoptera; Figitidae
Product: maternal protein tudor-like
Exons: 13
Coding region: 366-10562 (3398 amino acids)
Source: RefSeq, a predicted model, not a curated record
CAUUCACUGCAUCUUCUCUCGUGAGCCUCGUGAGGAUUAUAAUAGAAAAAAAAAGUGAAAGAAAAUCUUAAUCAAAAUGUAAAUUUGCCCACAAAAUUUAUAUCUUACGUACUCAGUAUAGUGAUGUUUGUGAAAUUGAAGAACAAUAUACAUGUGAAAUUAGACAUUUUGACAAAAUCAACGUUCGAGUGUUGAAGAGGCUAGAAUUUUUUUCUCGCGUGCCUCGUGGGGAAGAAGAUUUUAAGCGGCUCUCUUUUUUUUUUUUUUUUUUUUUUUUAAGUUUAUCGAAAAGUGACUAAUUGUUGCAGUUAACGGAUUGAAGACCAGCAUAAACGAGAAUUGCGAAACGCAAAGAGGUCACAAAAAUGGCGCAAACAGGGCACAGUAUUAUAGUAACAAAUGUGACAAGUGAAGGUCCGCGAUUAAAAAUAUGGGGUGUAUGUGAAAAAGAUAAAUAUUCAUAUAUCGAGGCCUUAAUAACAUCGUUAGGCAAUAAAUUAAUGCAACGUCAAGGUCUUGGACCGCAAAAUUCUAUUUCGCCGGAGACAACUUAUUGCGUGAAAUAUCGUGGCCGAUAUGUUCGUGCAAAAAUUACUAACAUUCAUCAAAAUGGGGUUAUUGUUCUAUUAAUUGACAGUGGAAUAACUGAUAUUGUGCCAAUAGAAUUAGUUCGAGUUUUAUAUCCAAAUUCAAAAGAGGAGGAUUUCUUAAUAAAAUGUCCUCCUCUUGCUAAUGAAUUUACAUUAGCAAAUAUUAUAUCUGUUAAUGAAAAAUGGGAUAGCAGAACUGUUGAAAGUAUUGGCACAUUGGUUAAAGACAAAGAAUUGAUGGUUUCUAAAUUUGAAAAAUUCAAUUCUUGCUAUCUUGUGAAGCUGUUGUUUGGAGAUCAUGAUAUUGGUAACAUACUUGUCAACAAAGGAAUGGCAAAAAUGACAACGUUAAGCGAUAUGUUCAAACCACAAAUGUAUGCGCAACAACCAUCGUAUAAGGUACCAUCGGUUCCGCAUCAGCAACAAAUGCCUGUCACGCAAAUGCCAGUAAGUGGAUAUCCUGGUGAGCAACAACGAGUCAUUCAUGCACCACACGCGAAUUUGAUGCCAAUACAACAAAACAUGAACGCGGAUAAUUAUCGUUACGGACAACCUCCCUACAUGUAUCAACAACAACAACAGCAGCAGCAGCAGCAGCAACCACAAUCUCAUCAUCUUCAUCAUAAUCAACCACCUCAUAUUCAUCAUCAUCAUCAACAGCAACAACAAAUGAUUUCUCCACGAAAACCGACAAAUCACAAUGAUGAUGAUGAGGAAUCACAAUCUGAUAUUUUUGAAUUUAGAACACGUCUCGUACAAGUUGGAGCAGUAUAUUCUGCCUUUGUCUCGUGCGUUGAAGAUGGACCAAUUAAAUUUUCCGUUCAACUCGAGGAAAAUAGAGAUCAAUUGGUGAAAUUAAUGACGGAAAUUCAAGCACACAAACCAUUGCCAAUAAAAGAGCCACCAUUACCUGGAUCAGUGUGUUUGGCACGUCUCAAAGAUGAAGAUCAAUGUAGCCUUUGUCGUGCUGUUGUAAUGGCAACAUUUGAUACGCGUGUUAAAAUUUAUUUUGUCGAUUUUGGUAAUACCGAUUAUGUUCAACAUACUGAUAUUUAUCGUUUACCACCAAAAUUCAUUAAACCAAAAGUAUUGUCAAUUCGAAUUUGUCUACCUGGACUCAAGGAAAUGAAUAUCACUGAGGAAGUGAAAACAUAUUUUUCAAAUCUUGUUUACGGUCAAAGAGUUGAAUUACAUGUUCGUGAACCAGAUGGACCAUUUUUAAUACAAUAUGGCGAUAUAAUUUUUAAUAAUAUAAAUGUGAAAAAAUAUCUUAAAGACAGAUUUCCAGAUAUUGCAUCAGUUGCUUAUGGACAUAUACCAGCAUUAACCGAUGGUACAAAAGAAACUGUUUAUAUAUCGCAUAUUGUUUCUUGUUCAAAAUUUUUCGUUCAAUUGGAAAAAAAUGCUUCUGAUCUUGAAAAAAUGAUGGCUACAAUUAAUAGUUAUGCAGCAACAGCUCCACUAUUGAGGCAAAUAGAUGUUAAUUCACUUUGCAUUGCUCCAUAUGAACUCGACAAUAAAUGGUAUCGAGUUAAAAUUCUCAAGAGAGUGAAAGACGACGUAAAUGUACUCUACGUUGAUUAUGGUAAUGAAGAGACUGUGAAUGUAAAUCAACUUCGUGAAAUUAGUAGGGAUUUAGUGACACAAAUGCCAUGCCAAGCAAUGCUAUGCGUUUUGAAUGGUUUCCAAAGUCGAAGUUCCAAACCACAAUAUGAUGCUGCAUUUGAGGCAUUAACUAAUGAAAUACGUCUUUCCAUGACAGUGAAGAAUGCUCAAAAAACAUGUUUGGUUGUCGAUUUAUUCGAUAUCACAACAUCGCCACCUAAAAAUAUCUUAAUGGAAAUAAAUAAAAUCACAUCGGAAUCAGUAAGCAUCAAUGAAAAUGCCGGAUUAAAAAAAUCAAAUGAUUUCGAAAAAACUGUACCACAAAAUCACCAAAGAGAUGAUGUGAACGUAUCAACUCAAAGUAAUGUGAAUACAUUCCGAUCAGCAAAUAAUGAUGAAAAUUCAAGAAAUCGAACAAAAUCAUGGAAAGAUGAUCACAAUGAACAAAGACAUGACAAUCGUUAUCAACAACGUAAUGACAAUGUCGCUGGUGGUGGUAGGGAAAGAUCAUUUAUUCGAGAAGGAGGAAAUAAUAAUUCAUUUGGUCGUGAUGAGGAGAGAAACAAAAAGGAUGGAGAAAAUAAUACAUUCAAUCGUGAAAGUAGAAAUGAAAGAUCGUUUAAUAAUCGCGAUGAAGCUAAUAAUUCAUUUGAACGCGAUGGAGGAAAUAAUCCCUUUAGAAGUAGUGGUGACAGUGGUAAUGAUCGUUUCAAUCGAAAUGGAGGAAAUGAUCGUUUUAAUCGAGGAAACGAUCGAUUCAAUAAAGAUGGUGGAAAUGAAAAUCGUUUUAAUAGAGAUAAAAAUAAUGAUCGAUAUAAUCGAGAAGGUGGAAACGAUCGUUUUAAUCGAAGCGGUGGUAGUGAUCGUUUCAAUAAUAAAGAUGAAAAUCGCUUUAAUCGAGAUGGAGGUAACGAUCGAUACAAUAAAGACGGUGGAGGAAAUGAUAAUCGAUUUAAUCGUGAUGGAGGAAACGAUCGUUUUAAUCGUAGUGGAGGUAGUGAUCGUUUUAAUAAUAAAGAUAGUGGGAAAACUGAUAGAAAUAAUUUUCGCGAUGGAGGUAGAUUUAAUCAAUAUUCACAACACGAUAAUAGAGAUGAUAGAGGUAGGGGAAAUAAAUUUUCAAAAAGAGACACUAGUGAUAAUGAAUCGGUAUCGUCUAAAGGAAGUGGUAAACGAAGUGAUAAAGGCGGUUUCCAAGGUAAAAAUGACAGGGAUUUUAAAUCAAAUCAAUUUAAUAAAUUUGGAAAUGACAACGAUGGAUUCAAGCCUAGGAAUUAUGAUAACAACAGUGGAUAUAAUAAUUCCAAACCAAAGUAUAAUCGUGAUAAUAUUUCUAAUGAGCCCAAAGAACCAAUUAAUUUCGAUGGAAAAAGUGAGAUUAGCAAAGCAAAAACAUUGGAAUUAUCGUUACCGUCCAUAAUUAUUGGAAAUAAACAUCGUUGUGAAAUGGUUUAUCUCACGAAUCUCUCACAAUUUUAUGUUCAUCUAAUACCUGAUAAUGAGAAACUCGAAGAGUUAAUGGAGAAAAUUGCAUUGAUUUAUGAUUGUGGUGGUGUUAUUUUGGAAUCGUCGAAAGUAAAAUCAAAUAUUUCGUGUAUUGCACAAUAUGCUGAGGAUGAGAGAUGGUAUCGAGCGAUAAUUAAAAAAAUUGAUGCUACAAAUGCAACGGUAUUGUUUGUUGAUUAUGGAAAUGUUGAAGUGAUAAAUAUUGAUAAAUUAAAAGAAAUAACCGAUGAAUUCACUGCAUUGCCAAUGCAAGCGUUACCGUGUAAAUUAUUUGGAAGUGAGAAAAUAGAAUGGACUGAUGAUGAAAUUACCACUUUUAGCGAUAUGGUAAAUGAAAAAAUAUUAGAAAUUGAAUUUGUCGCAAAAGAUCAAGAUAUGUUUAAAGUUCUUCUCAGGGAAGUUGAUAAUGAAAUUACAAAACCUGAAAUUAUUAAUUCAACAUUCUUUCCUGGUGUUGAUUUAAUGAAAUUAAAAGAGAAUAUUGGAGCAACAAAAGUUGCAAAUUUAAGUCAACAAAAGAAUGCAGGCAUUGAAUUUGCAUCUUUAGAUAGUAAAUGGAUUGAUCAAAAAGUUACAGCUGGAACGAGGGACACUGUAAUUGUAACAUGGUUUGAUAAUACUGAUAGUUUUUAUUGUCAGUCAGUAAGCAAGCAAAAGGAAUUUAGACCAAUGAUGGAGGAAAUUCAAAAGGUUUAUUCGGGACGAAAAAAUAUUAGCGAGACACUCAAGCCUGGUUGUCCAGUGAUGGCAAUUUUCGCCCAAGACGAAGCUCUCUAUAGAGCAGAAAUUGUUGAGGUGAAGGGUAAUCGAAAUUAUCUUGUUCAAUAUGUCGAUUUUGGUAAUAAAGCAACAGUCGAACAACGUCGAAUGUAUCCUGUUGAGAAGAGAUUUAUGAUUAUUCCUAAACAAGGAGUUCGAUGCUCAUUGAAAAAUAUUUUUCCCAUUAAUGGUGGAAAUUGGACAACACAAAAUUCACAGGAAAUUGAACAAUAUUUGUACGAGGAAGGCGAAUUUGAGUGUACAUAUCACGAAGAAAAAGAUAAGAAAUACUUAAUUUCAUUGAGUCACAAUAAAAUUGACGUCGCUAAUUCUUUAGUUGAAAAGAAAUAUGCCAUGUUUGCAACAAGUUCCGCUCCAAAAUCCAUUGAAACAGAAAAAAUAACGAUAGACGAAUCAAGCAGUGAAAUCACUUCGCGAUUGGAUAUACAACUUCUUCCGGGACAAACUUUGCGCGUUAAAGUUUCUAGUGUGGAAAGUGUAUCCAAAUUCCAUGUUCAAUUUUCCUCGGCGGAUUAUUGUGAUCAGGCCAUCUCAGCUUACAUGACAAAUAAUGAUCCAAAGGUGAUGCCACAAUUAUCAAGCCAUGAGAUGUGCCUUGGCGCGGGUUGUCUUAUAUUUAAGGAUGGAUUUUGGAGGCGUGCUGUUAUUGUAAACUGUUGUGAAAAAAUAAGUUUCGAUGUCAAACUUAUUGAUACUGGAGCAUAUGACAAGAUAUCACUGGAUCGAGUGCUGGCUCUACCUAGUCAGUUGGCAGUGAUGCAGAAUCAAGCAAUCGAAUGUGCUCUUUAUAAUGUUAAACCUUCGGCUUCUCUCGAUGAAAAGCUUAAGAAAAUGGUUCUAAAUAAAGAUGUAAUGAUGUACGUUGAAAGUGUCGACAAAAACAGACUUAUUGUUGAGUUAUACGACUCAAUAGGAUGUAAAUUUCAAUUUAAUGACGAUGGUAAAGACAUAAAAAUUUCUCCCGUUUGUCCAAUGCCAAUUUUAAGUUCAACGCACAAAGUAAAUGUCUCAACGGCAAAUCAUUCAAAUAGUUUAUGGCUACAAAUGGUUGCCGACGCUGAAAAAGAUGAGAAACUUAAUCGUGAAAUGUUUGAAUUUUAUUCGAAAAAUGAAGAAAAAGCCGAUCCAAUAGUUAAUAAAUUAUGCGUCAUUGAAAGUCAAGGAACAUAUUGUCGUGCCAAAAUAAUUAAAAAGACUGACGAUAAUAUGGUUUUAGUUAAUUUAAUUGAUUUUGGAAUGAAUGAAAAUAUUUCUUGUGAUAAAUUAAAAAUACUCAAUAAUCGUUUUCAUUUGCCUCAUCAAUUGGCAAUUCAUGUUUCAUUAAAUGUCACACUCAAUGGUACACCAGCUGAACAAAUAAAUGCCCUAAAACCACAUCUUAUUGGCAAAGAAUUUACAGCGAUAUUCUAUAAUGUUCAUAAAAAAUGGAUUGUCGAAUUAAUUGAAAAUAAUAUUAAAUUGAGUGAGACAUUGACUGGACUUAAUUUAGUUAAAGAAAUGACUUUAAUUGAAAAUAAUAAAGAGAAAUUUAAAAUUUGUGUAACACAUGUAGAUUCACCGGUACAAUUUUGGAUACAGAGAAAUGAUGAAAUUUCAGAAUUGAAAGAAAUGGAGAAUGAAUUGAAAAAUGCUGUUAACUAUACAGAUGUUAAUGGUGUUUUAGAAGAGGGUUCAUUGUGCGCAGCAUAUUCCGAUGGUGUUUGGUAUCGUGCGGAAGUUAUUGAUGCCGAUGAGGAUAUUGUAACUGUACGUUUUGUUGAUUAUGGAAAAACGGAUGUUAUUAAUAAUAAACCAAAUUUUAUAAAAUCACUACCUGAGACAAUGAAGACGAGAAAAAUAUUUGGUAUUAAGUGUCGAUUAGAUGUUAUUCCUGUGGAUUCAGAAGAAUGGAGUGAUGUAAUUUGUCAAUGGAUGCAGACACUUAAAACAGAGGAGAAUAUUGAAGCGAAAAUAAUUGUUGAGAGUAGUGUAAAAAGAAUUGAUUUAUUUUUAAAUGGAAAGAGUAUUAUUGAUACAUUAGUUGAGGAUGGUAAAGCAUUGAAAGUGCUACAUGAACAGGAAGUUGUUGAAGAAUUAAUUGACGUUGAAUUGGAUCCACGUUCAGCUUUUAUUAGUCAUAUUAAUUCGCCAAGUGAUUUUUAUGUACAAGAAGAGAAAUCAGUUUCUGAUCUUGAGAAAAUUCAAGAUCGAUUUAUUGUCGCUAAUAUGCUUCCAAUUGUUAGUGAUGUUAAGGAAGGUACACUUUGUGUUGCUAAAUAUACGGAUGAGGAUUAUUAUCGUGCUCGUAUUAUUUCACAUAGUGAAACGGGGACAAAAGUACUUUUUAUCGAUUAUGGAAAUAAUGCUGAAGUUCAAGAAAUUCGUGUAAUUCCCGAUGAUGUUGCAUCAAUACCGCCAUUAGCGAGAAAAUGUUCUCUCAAAAAACCUUAUUAUCUAACAAAUUGGUCAAACGAUGCAUUCAAUAUGUUUUGUGAAUUAUCCGCCGAUGGUGCGACAAUUUUCUUGCUCGACGUACUUAAAGAAGAUGAAACUGCAAUUGUUAAAUUGACAUUGAAUAGUGAAGAUAUUGCCGAGAAAUUAGCGCCAGCUGUUUCAAUUUUUGUUUGUAAUAUUAAUUCACCGAUGGAAUUUUGGAUACAAAGGGAAAAUGAUGUUGAGGAAAUUGACAAAUUACAGGAGAAAUUGUUUGAAAUGGAAAAUUCGGAGAAAAUUGAGGCUAAAGAGGGUUUAUUGUGUGCUGCAAAAUUCCCCGUUGAUGAACAAUGGUAUAGAGGGAGAAUUAUUAGUUGCAAUGAAAAUGAAUCAACUGUUAUGUUUAUUGAUUAUGGAAAUUCGGCAAUUUGUAGUGAAAUUCGUGCACUACCUGAUGAUAUAGCUGCUAUUGAGCCUUUUGCAAAGAAAUGUUCUCUCAAAUUACCAACGUUAAACGACGAAUGGUCACAAAAUGCUUUCGAUGAAUUUUGUAAUAUUUCAGGCGACGGUGCCGUUUCACUAAUUAUUGAUAUUGUCGAGGAGAAAAAUAAUUUGGCAAUUGUUAAUUUAUUCCUUGGCAAAGAAAACAUUGCGGAGAAAUUGAUUUGUAAGGGAAAUGUUGAGGAAAAAUUGUCUACAAUUGUCGAGGAUAAUCAUGAAGAGGAAAUUAUUUCAGAAAAAGAAAUUACAUCACAAGAAGAGAUUGUUUUAGAAAAAGAAAUUACACCACAAGAAGAGAAUGUUUCACAAAAAGAAAUUAAAUCACAAGAAGAGACUGUGUCACAAAAUGAAAUUUUAGAAGAACCAACAGUUUUUAUAAGUCAAAUAAAUUCAGUGGAGGAAUUUUGGAUACAACGAUUGGAUUAUGAGGAUAAAUUGGAUGAAAUUGCAUGUCAACUUUGUGCAUUUGAGGAUGAAGCCGCUGUUAAAGAACCAAAAGUGGGUUCAAUUUAUGCCGCUCUAUUUACAUGUGAUGACGCAUGGUACAGGGGAAAAGUUCUUUCAAUCAAUGGAAAUGAAAUAAAUGUCUUUUUCAUUGACUAUGGAAAUUCAUCGAUUGUCACCGAUUUACGUGAAUUAUCCAAAGAAUUAGUAAAUUUACCAUCAUUUGCUAAAAAAUGUUCACUAAAAUUACCUAAAGAUCAAUAUAAAGAAUGGCCUAAAGAUGCUGUUAAACAAUUGACGGAAUUGUCUGCCGAUGGUACUUGUCCUUUUACAUUGUGCGUUCUUGAUGACAAUGACACGGCGCUUGUUGAUUUGAAAUUAAAUAAUGAAAGUAUAACUAAAAAAUUGCUCGAAAGUGUAGAAAAAAUUACAAAUGAAUCGAAAUUGGAGGAGAAACAAGAGAAUUUGGAAAAAAUUGAAAAAACUUCUGAAAAUGAUGUUGAAGAAAUUGUGAAAAAUAUUGAAGCUGUCAAACUUGAUGAGAAAAUCACUAAAUCAAAUGAUGAUUCUUCUAUAAUUGACGAGAGUUGUGAUAAAAUUGAAGAAAUUUCACAAAGUGUAGAAAAUUUACAAGUUUCAGAGAAACUUUCUGAGGAAAUUGCUACUGAAUCUAGUGAAGAGACCAUUAAAUUAACUGAAGAAACAAUGAAAUUAGAUGGGGAAAUUUUGCCAAUGAAUGAAGAAAUUACAAAAAUAGAUGAAUCUCCUGAAAUUAGUGAAAAAUCAACAAUAAUAGAGGAGAAAAAUUCGACUAUUCUACUUUGGAAUAUAAUUUCACCAUCUGAAUUCUGGGGUCAAGUUGGUGACGACUCUGCCAAUAUUCAAGAUCAACUUUUACAAGCUGAUGAAUGGAAAACAAUUGACGAGUUGGAGAAAAAUCUAUUGUGUGCGGCUAAAGUAAAUGAUGAAUGGCAUCGAGCUCGUAUCGAAAAAAUCAAUGAAAAUUCAACGGAAAUUUUUCUUAUCGAUCAAGGAUUCACUUGUGUUUCCACGGAAUUUCGACAAUUACCAUCAGCUCUCGUUAAUGUAGAACCGCUGUCGAAAAAAUAUUCUCUACAAUUACCAAAGAACAUCAAUAAUUGGACUCAAUCUGCAAUAACUGCAUUUUCAAAAUACACAAAACAAUCAUUUACAAUGGAAAUUCUUCAACCUGACGAAAUUUCAAUUAUCAAAUUAUUACAUCACGAUGAAGAUGUCGCUGAAAUUCUCACAUCAAUGCGCGACGAUUUUUCAAUUAGCGAACGUUUACCACCGGAAGGUGAAGAAAAUUUAAAUAUGUCAAUAAGUAAUAUGAUAUCACCGUCAAUGUUUUGGGGACAAUUGGAACUUAAUUCAUUGAAACUCGAGGAAAUGGAGAAAAAUUUAAUAAACGUUGCAAGUUUCAAUGAAUUAAAAAAUUUUAACAUUGGACGAAUUUGUGCAGCACUAUUUCCCGACGAUGGCAAUUGGUAUCGUGCAAAAAUUCUAUCACACUCCAAUAAAUCAACAGAAGUGUUUUACGUUGAUUUUGGAAAUACAUCAACAACAACUGAAUUACGCGCACUUCCACACGAUUUAAUUGCAAUUGAAUAUCUAUCAACACAAUAUUCUCUACGUAAACCAUUGGACAUUGAGGAAUGGUCCGAGGAAGCUUGUGACAAAUUCCAUGAAUUAAUUGCCAAUGGUGAGACAUAUUUUGAAUAUAAAAUUCUCGAUCAAGAAAAAAAAGAGGUUCAAUUAAUUCUCCAAGGUAAAGACGUGGUGGAAAUAUUGUCACCUCUUUGUAAAAAAGUAACGAGUGAAUUGACAAAAGAUUCAACACAAUUGGAACACGAUAUUGAAACAAUUGAUCUGACUAAUGAUACAUCGUUAAAGGAAAUUGUUGAGGAGAAAAAUAUUACAGCAUCAUCGGACAGUGCAUUUCAUUCGGAAAAUAUUGUUGAAACUUCAUAUUCAUCGCAAGAAAUGGAAACACCUGUUGAAAAGAAAAGUCAGGAAUUUUCGUCGACAUUUCAAGAUUUAGAUCAACGUGAUGUUAGCAGUGAAUUUGAAAUACAACCGGAAUUAACAUCUGAGGAUAUAAUUUCAAAAAUGCUUACUCAAAGUUCUGACAAUACAAAAGAUUCGGUACUUGAUGUUUCUUUAAUUUCAGAAGUUGAACCUGAAUUAACACCCGAGGAUGUUAUUAAUAAAAUGACAGUCGAACUACCGGAUGGUACAAUUGUGAAAAAUGUCGAUGAUCCAUUAUCAGAAUUGAAUGACAAUGAGAAAACAAUGGAUCAAAAAAAUAUCUGCGAAGCUGAAGAUAAUCAAGCAUGUGAAAUAUCGAGUACAAUAACAGAAAAUAAAUCAACAACAGUGAAGGCAAUUAAUGAAAUUAAAGAAAGUUUUGUAAAAAUUGUAAGAUUGGAAAAUUUCAGUGAAGCACUGCCCGAAGUGGAAAUCACAAACGAAAGACGUAAAUCAGUGGGAAAAUUGGAAAAUAUUGCCGAAGUAAAUUUUGAAAUUGAAACAAUUACAAGACGCAAAUCAUUAACAUAUGAAGAGAAAAUUUUACCAGCUUGUGUUUCUGGUGAUCAGCCAUUAACGCGUGAAGAUAAAAUUUUAUCCAGCAGCGUAGAUGGAAGUUGUGUGCCAUUGGAAAAAACCAUCGACAAUGAAAUUGUCCCAACGGAGGAGAAAUAAGUUUUCUAAAAAAUCGUGCCCAGAGAGAAAAAAAAAACAUUCCUCGCUAAUUAUUUUCGAUUUUAAUCCGUUUUUUUUUUUUUUUUUUUAUUUUUCAGUUUAAAAUAUUUUUUCAUUUUUUGUUUUUACCUUAUAGACAUAAUUAAUGUCUUACCAAAGAAUAACAGAUUCGAAAAAUUAGCGAUUUUUUUUUAUGUCUGGUGCUUUAUUUUUAUUUUUUGUUUAUUAAUAUUUGCCAUAUAUAAUUAUAAUAUUAAUUUAAAUUUAUUGUUAACAAAUGCCUGGAGCAUUUUGAUUAUUUAUUUUCAAUACAUUUAUUUCUUUAUAAAAAGUAAAUUUAGAUGAAUUAUCAUAUAAUGAAAGUAUAGUUGGCGAUAACGAAAACUUAUAAGACUUGAAAAAAAAAGAGUGAGAAAUUUUAUUUUAUUUAUUUUUUUUUUUUUAGUUACGGUAAAUCAGUAUAUUAUUCACAAAAAAAUGAAUUAUUUUAUCACAUUUUUUGCGACAUUCUUAUUUGAUAAAAACGAUCGAUAAAAAAAAAAAUUGUGAUUUUUUUAUUUUAUUUUUUCGAUCGUGAAAUAAAAAAAUGAGACGUGUGAAAAAUGAUUUCCUAAACAUAUUCAACUUUGAUAAAUGUAAAUAAAGUUUAGGAAUCAAUUUGAAAUACUAUAAACAUUAGUAAAAAAAAAAAAAAAAAAAGGAAAGGAAAGAAAAGAAAAGUGAACUAAAUAUGCUGAAAAAAAAUAUAUGCGAUAUCUCAAAAGAAAGACUAUAUUUUCGGUAAUUAAAAGUAUUUGAAAUUCAUUAAAAAAUUAAGUGCCAUGAUUUCACUUCAACUUUUGACUGUUAUAGAGACAUGAGUGAAAAAAGAAAAUGGCUGGUUUAUUAAAAAAAAAAUUAGUUAUAGGCCUCGUUUGUAAUUACGUGUUUAUUGUAAAAAUUUGUAAACUGUUGAAGAGUUAAUUUUUUUAAAUAAACAGUCUAAUAUACAGAA